Molecule: messenger RNA, 405 nt
Organism: Cercopithifilaria johnstoni
Lineage: Eukaryota; Metazoa; Nematoda; Chromadorea; Rhabditida; Onchocercidae
Source: the annotation of a GenBank genome assembly
AUGAAUGCAAAAAUCAUUCUGAUAUUUUCUGGUAUCGGUGUUAUAAACCUACAUGCUUGUGAACCAUCUGCAUCAUAUACCACAUGUCGAAACUGCGAUCCCUUCGACACAAAUAUAAGAAGAACGGACUAUCCUAAUACAUUCGUGGAAAAAAUAACAGUAUCAUAUGGAGUAAAUGCUGAUGGAUGCAAAUUUGCAACAUUGCAGUGCUUGAGUUCCGCUGCAAAAGACAUUUUGAUGGAGUGGUAUGAUCCAUCUGGUUCAAGUCUUGGAACUACUGGCGCGGUUAAACACACUCAAAAAGUAAUUGGUUUAAUCACUUGCAAUCAAAAUUCUGAAUGGACUUUCACAGAAAAUGGUAAAACCGAAGUUGUCCAAUCAGCAACAUGUGAAUACAUACAAUAA